Molecule: messenger RNA, 3343 nt
Organism: Acanthaster planci (crown-of-thorns starfish)
Lineage: Eukaryota; Metazoa; Echinodermata; Asteroidea; Valvatida; Acanthasteridae
Product: gamma-aminobutyric acid type B receptor subunit 2-like
Biological process (GO): gamma-aminobutyric acid signaling pathway; G protein-coupled receptor signaling pathway
Cellular component (GO): membrane; G protein-coupled receptor heterodimeric complex
Molecular function (GO): G protein-coupled GABA receptor activity
Source: RefSeq, a predicted model, not a curated record
GAAGGGAUUGUUUGUACAGCUCGCCCUGUUCAUGUAUUCACAUUGAUGCAACAACCACCGUGGGAAGACAGGCGUACCUGUAUAAUUACAUGCAGCACACACUUCAGAUUGUACCUCUAUCAUGGGACUCCGGCGGAAUUCAGGCGGGAGCUUGCCGACGAUGUGGGCUACAACAUUUCUGUCAAUGAUCGCGGCUCUGUUGCCGUUGGCUAUGACGGCGUCUGGGCCCUGGCCCUGGCUCUGGAAGCUGCACAGGCCACCCUCUUGAGGAGACUGGACUCUUACCAGUAUGGGGACGAGGAGUACGCAAUGGCGGUCGGGAGGGGCAUCCGGGAACUCAGCUUUGCUGGCAUGUCGGGUCCGGUACAGUUUUCCGAAGGGGGCGACAGAAUGGGUGAUCUGCUUAUAGAGCAGAAUAUAGACGGAGUGGAAGUUAUCGUUGGCAUUUACAGCAACAUACAAGACGAGAUCACCUGGAAUAUUCCUACUGAGCAGCUUUGGUACUACAGUGGAGGAGAACCACCGUUUGAUUCAGACGUAACCGAGACCAUUGAGCUUCUACAAAGCAUUCCUGUUGGAAUCCUGGCUGCAAUGAGCGUGUUAGCAGCCCUAGGUAUGGCUCUGGCCGUCAUGUUUCUAGUGUUCAACGUCUGGAAACGAAACGAAAGACAAAUCAAGAUGUCAAGCCCAAAGGUGAACAACAUCAUCGCAAUUGGUAUCCUGUCGGCAUACCUCGGUGUUGUUCUGCUCGGCAUCGAUAAAUCCGUGGUGGACGAAAAGGCUCUUCUUGUUAUUUGUAGGACGCGUUCUUGGAUAAUUCCUGUGGCGUUCACUCUGGCGUUUGGAGGAAUGUUCACCAAGAUGUGGAGAGUGUAUAGUAUCGUCAUCGCCAACAAGACCAAGAGAAAGGUCAUCAAGGACUACUAUCUCUUCGGCAUCAUCGCCGUGCUGCUGUUGGUGGAUUUUGCCAUACUCGUCCCCUGGCAGAUCAUCGAUCCAAUACACAUCGAGGAAGACAGAGCUCACAUAGCUCAAACCGUUGAAGAUCUGGAACACCACCAGCAGCGCGUAGAGCUGCGCGUCAUCUGCACGUCGAAUAACAACACCAUAUGGACCCUCAUAAUUGUCAUUUACAAGGCGUUUGUCGUCGUCUUUGGCGCCUUUCUGGCAUGGUCGACCAGAAAUGUCAAAGUGUCUGGCUUGAAUGAUAGCCAUUACGUGGGCUUGUCCAUCUAUAACACCGUCAUCUGCUGUGUGGUGGCCGCUGCGCUAUCUUUCUUUAAUGCCUCGUCACCUGGCGUGACCUUUGCCCUCGUCUCCGGAUUUAUGCUCUUCUGCAUAACGCUGUCCCUGUGCAUGUUACUCUUUCCGAAGGUAAUUGCCGUGUAUCGCAAGAAUGCAGUUGGCGACGAAACCUUCACGGGGUUGAAAAUAGGAACAACGAUGGUGCCUACGAUUUGUCACAAGGCAGCGCAAGGCGGGGACAUACCCACGACAAGCACUCACCGAACCGAAAAUCAACACAACUGAUGGAUAUGAAACACAUUAAGAGUGGCCAGGUUGUGGUUAGGGCUUGGAAGAUAAACCCAAUGCGAAGUCGAUUUCGCAGCCUAACAAGGGAAAAAAUCAUUUGCAAACUGUAUUUCCUCUGUGUCAGGGUUACGGUUUUUCUUAAUAAGAAGAAGUUCGAUUAUAACUGAGUUUGUGUGCUUACCCAUUCAAACAACACAACAACGAGGGUUGGGCCAAGAGCAAUAUGCAGCCUACAAAGAUAAAGAAAUUAAUGUUCAACCCUCUAUGGGUCGAAUUGAAAGUUCGCUGAGGAUUGCCGACACUGAUAGGAAAAACGUUUCUUUAUCGAUAAUGUGUCUAAUGUGUCAUAUUGAACUUAUUUGUUUUUAAAACAUGGAGGUUUUCAAAAAUGCAUAUCUGUAUGCUUAAUAAUGGGCACUUUCCAACAAUGUAGUGCCUACGGGAGUUCGUAUUUCAGGAUACUGGUGGAAAAGUGUUGAUAAGUACUAAUGUGAAAAGGUUGAAAACUUUUGACGACCCCUAAGGAGGUUAUGUUUUUUCUUACUACUCCCAUUGAAUUCAACUCCUGGGAUUUCUGUUCAAUGGAGUAAUUUUUCGGGAAAAAAAACCUUUUAUCUCUGCAUUUUGGCGGAUGAUAUUACGAUCCAAACGGUUUGCUUAUCAGUUCCAUUGAUAGUGCUUCCUUCUGGUGCAUGAGGGAUCGCCGAGAUUUAAAGAUUUAUCACAGGUACUAGUAAACGAAGCUGAUUUAAACAGGAAGCUGAGGAAUCGGAAAUAGGCAUUGAAGUCAUGUUACAAAUCUCUGGCCAGUGUUAAAGUGUUCAAGAAAUAGUUAUUUUGCAUGAAACCUGAUACGUUUCAACGUGUAAAACCUUUUGGGGGGCUAGGUGAAAUUAGAAGUGCACUUUCUAAACGUCUGUUCGCAGUGUGAACCCCCCAAAUCUAUUAAUGAAAAACAUUUCUGGCAAAGGCUUAUUCCUAUGUAAAGGAUCGUAAAAUUUGUAUUAGCCUGAAAAGCGAAAAGCACCAAUUAUUAUACCACAAUGCACGUAGUAACAGCAAAUUAGAAGUACUGUGUUUUGGGGUUGUUUUUAACCCCCCAUCCACAGAUUCUGUGUCCUCAUUGGCUGAGAGCCCUUCACGUGACACUUGCUAGUUUUACUUGUUUUGCAGCAACACUUUAAGAAUGACCCCCAGCAACGACAAAGAGAGCUGUGCACGAACGAGAUUAUCCACGGACCAUUUUAUUUUAGUAGACCACUGACCACUCAAAGUAAUCAACUCAUCCAAGGUUAGGCUUAACAAUGUUAUGAAUAUAGAAAGGCAACAAAAUAUGCACAGUAAACUUUGGCACUUUUUUCCCCUUUGAGUAAGAUUUAUUUUGAUUUAAUUGGAGAUCUCAAUGGAGAUACGUACUGAAAAAAGGGGCUGUAACUUGACUUACGUUCAUGGUGAUGUUUCAUCUCAAAAAUGAUGUUUCAAUGGGUUUCUUUUGUUAAAACCGUGCCCUUCCAUGUCGCUGAAAAUGAGAUUAAAUCUGUCUGCGGGGACCCACAAUAUCAACAAGGCCUGUAAUAGUGCUAAAUAUGAUGCCAUCGUACUUUCAAAGUACAUUGCCUUUGGAGACAAAAGGUUGGUUUCUUGGCUUUCUUGCAUUUUGUUUUCAAUUCACAAUUCACCGAGUACAAAAUCUGCACGUGGGGCUGCAAUUUCUUUCCCACUCUCAUUACAAUUGAAAAUAAUGGGACUGGACUCGUGUUGAUAUUGAAGAUGUCAUAAAUGGGAUCUGACAAGCAAGUCUUUCAAAGGA